UUCAGGCGAAGGAAUAAUACUCUUAAUUUAAUUCAAAUUUUGUAACCAUGAAUGAAUACGACGUUUGUGACCAUACACAGCAGCUAUGUAUUUGUGAGGAUGACUACGCGAUAGCGGAAUUAGUUUCAGAUCAUGUGCUAGAAAAUAUAUUUUCUUAUUUAAACUUAAAAGACGUAAGGAAUUGUUCUUUGGUAUGUAAAAGUUGGAAUAGAAUAUUAAAUGAUGAAAACAAUGAUGUCUGGAGGCUACAGUGCAUGAAAAGGUUGGCGGAAGAAAUAUUGAAAUCAGAUUUACUUUCAACUCUGACUACAUACAAAGCCAAGUUGCGAGCCUUCUUCCAUGCAUGGAACCCAUACGACUGUUCAAGAAAUAUUUAUGUUAAACCUAAUGGAUUCACUCUUCACAGGAAUCCAGUUGCACAAAGCACAGAUGCAUGUCGUGGUAAAAUAGGUUUCCAUCAUGGUCGCCAUGCUUGGGAAGUGAUUUGGGAAGGUCCACUAGGCACUGUUGCUGUUGUUGGUAUUUCCACCAAAGAAGCUCCCUUGCAAUGCCAAGGUUAUGUUGGAUUGUUGGGCUCUGACGAUCAAAGUUGGGGAUGGAACUUAGUAGAUAAUCAUCUACUGCAUAAUGGGGACACACAAGGGCUUUACCCUCUACUUAACAAUUGCCCUAAAUAUCAAGUUGGUGAACGUAUCAGAGUGAUAUUGGAUUGUGAAGAUAACACUUUGUCAUUCGAAAGAAAUUAUGAGUUUUUGGGUGUUGCAUUUCGAGGACUUCCAAAUAAGAAACUUUACCCUACCGUAUCAGCUGUAUAUGGUAACACUGAGGUCUCCAUGGUAUAUCUGGGCCCACCUCUAGAUGGUUAAAAUAUUCACCUAGGACUCUGGGACAAAUGCAAUCUUUUUAUUCUUCACUUUAGGACAACUUUAAUAUGUCUGCAAAAACAGUUAUUAUGUGAUAUAAAGAUUACCUGUGUACUGUUACCAGGGAAGGUAGGUUAUUAUUAUUUAUUAUUAUUUGAAAAUUGUGAGGGUCGGACUGAAAAACAGCCCGAGAGAUCACUGCGACCCUGACAGAUCUAUUGUGACCUAAAUCCCUACAUUUAAAAAUCCUCUCCGAUCCGUUCGAAGAGAUCCAACAUCUUUUUGGGAGAAAGCUCCAUGACUACCUGGGGGUCCAUUAUGUGGCCCCCAAGUGUACGGCUUCUACUAUUGGGUAUUGCUCCUGAUUCCUGCAGACACCUGCUAAUGUUAUUUUGGGUUAUACCUGUUAUUUUCCGAAAGGUACAGUUUGUAGACUGCUAUUUAAUUAAUUUUGAAAUGAAUGAAUGGGCCAAUAUACAAUUUUGAGAGGAUUGUUUAAACUUCUGCUUUAAAUUGAUGUGUGUUCCAUUUAUUUUUUGUCUGUGGAUUACCUGUCCCUUUCCUUAACGGCGCAGAAGAAAAUGACAGGUAUAACUUAAAAUUGGAUGGUGUUUACUGGAGCAGCACCAUUAUCUUCACUUUAACUAGUUAUGUCAUUCAGAAACUUACAGAACAAAUAAUUUAGUGCAUCUGAACCUUCUGACUAAUGCACUGAAGACCUAAAAGAAAAUGAAUAUAAAACAAAUGUGCUAACUAUGAUAUACCUAUAGCUACAUAUUUUGUAUCGAUAAUAAAUCAAAGUCUUAAGACCCCCAGAAACAAUUUGAACUUAUUCUUUGAUACCGAAACAACUACAUGUACCUAAUCUCAUGAAAUGAUCCCUUGCCGCAUUAAAUCAUAGUCUACUGUUCUUUACAGUCCUACAUACAUUACCAAGACUACGAGUCUGUUAGCAUAUAAUUGUAGUAGGUAUUACCUAAAGAUAAACAAGGUCGGAUUUAUAAUGAUUGCGUGCGUUAUCUAAUAUCGUCCAUGACCUCGUUUAACAAAUAUGUAUCUAAUAGGAUUCUAUGCACACCGACUAGCACAACCCGUAAAUUCUAUACUAAAAUUUAACUCUUACGGUGUGCAGCCUAAUGCGUAAGUGCGAGCGAGGCAGAUUGUCCGCAUGCUCCCCCUCACUCCUUAGCUGCUUACGGUCAUUUAAGACUAAAGUGCGAUUUGGAGCAAGGCGGAGUUGGAUACCGUACUGUAUACGUAGUAUUAUUCUUUGUUCUAUGAUCUUCGAACACCGGAAGUCAACAGCCACUACUUGUCACUGGUUCUAGUAUAGAAUGGAGAAUCCUUUAGAAAACAAGGUAUUAGCGACUUCAUACUUCCUUUAAAUUUUUAAUUUAUGAACUUCCACUGCUGCCCACGUAUUCAAAUUCAAUAGUACCUAUCUACUUAUCGAUUUUGUUUUUCAAGGUCAACUAUUGAUAGUUUUGCGGCACUACUAGAUACAUGUAUCUAAUACGUACAAUCGUGAUGAAUUAAGUGUUUUCUAAAUCUUGAUGUUUAAAUUGUAGAUUUAGGUGCGAUAAAUAAUCCUAUUUAACUUAUAAAAGUUUCAUGUAAUUACCUAUAAGUAUUUAAGUAAAGUUUUAACGGCUGCGGGUAUGUAGAUACAUACUUACUUACUCGUAGCUGUUGUAUUAUUUGUGAUAUCGUAAAAAUGGGAAAUAAGGUAUAAUAUAAAAUGCGUUUAUAACU
Messenger RNA from Pectinophora gossypiella (pink bollworm), 2615 nucleotides. It is a transcript of the gene Fsn, whose product is annotated as F-box/SPRY domain-containing protein 1-like. Gene Ontology annotation, biological process: synapse assembly involved in innervation; proteasome-mediated ubiquitin-dependent protein catabolic process. Bases 48 to 866 code for a protein of 272 amino acids. Lineage: Eukaryota; Metazoa; Arthropoda; Insecta; Lepidoptera; Gelechiidae. Gene Ontology annotation, cellular component: synapse; SCF ubiquitin ligase complex. The transcript is spliced from 4 exons. Gene Ontology annotation, molecular function: protein binding. The record is from RefSeq and is a predicted model, not a curated record.